This is a messenger RNA of Choloepus didactylus (southern two-toed sloth), 3710 nucleotides long. RefSeq names its product chromosome 1 C3orf20 homolog (gene FAM194C). The transcript has 16 exons. NCBI's taxonomy places the organism in Eukaryota, Metazoa, Chordata, Mammalia, Pilosa, Megalonychidae. Bases 861 to 3710 code for a protein of 949 amino acids. The record is from RefSeq and is a predicted model, not a curated record.
UCACUGCCACCUAUGCUCACUUGAUGAGUUCUCAGAACCCACAGUUCAUUGAUUGUAGGGAACGCGUUUUUCAUCCCUGAAGUUGUGAUACAUCUUAGAGUCGAUGACGGCUUAACGUUCCAUUUUCUUUCUUGUAAUACAGUGCAUCUUACAAUCAAUGUUGUCUUCGAUGUGAUGAAAAAUGGUAAAUUAUGUUGUCAUUGAAUUAAAAAAUACCUUCUCCUCCUCCUUUCCUGUCUGCUCUUGGAUGUUCAUAUUGAAUCAUCCUGUGCCUAUCCUUACAUUGCAACCAGAAGCUUCAGCACCACCCUUCUCCGGAGAGAGCCAGUGAAACAUCUUUUUGUCAAUAGACCACAGGUUUUUAUUAUUGGUCCACAGCAGAACCCCAUCCUCAGAUCUCUAACUACAAAAGGUGCUGUAAAAUAUCUCUGCCUUCCCCAGCCCUUCCAAUACCUCCAGCCCACAUGGUCCUACCAGAGGUGCUCAGUUUGUGUAACUGUCACUGCAACCUUUUCUGGAAUACACUCUGUGUUGUCAUCACUAGGGCCUUCCCAAAGUGACUCCCUGACAUUGGUCUAUCUGAUGGUGUCUUUGGAAAGAAAAGGGAUGGAGAGGCAUCUCUUAGACCUUCUUUGGGAAAAGUGACCAAUUAUGUCCUUAUCCUCCCUGGAUAGGAACCACUGGCUCAAUGGCCUGUAGGGGCCACCUCAGCACUUCCAUUCUGUCUGUCUCCAAGGCGUCACCUUAGGUAAGAACUUUUGCUCUCAUUCAUCUCUCAGCGUGCUCUGACUCUUUUCAGCUGAAGGUCCCUCUCAUCCAAGAUGGGCAGUAUUACCUAGCAGUAUGCAUUCUUUAACAACAUGAGUGACUCCAAGAGUAACCGAGAACUAUACCAGCGAUACAAAGCCACAGCCCCCAGUCUGCUGGCCCAAAUCUGCAAACUCCUCAAAAUCUGCCGGAAUGCAGGCAUUCCUAUACCUAAGGGCAUCAGAAACAUCUUCGAGUUCACUUGGGAGGAGCUGGUCACUGACCCCAUGGUGCCUACUCCAUCCGACAUCCUAGGCCUGGAGAUCAGUCUUGGGCCCCCACCUAUGCUUAUGGAAUUGAACCCUGUGCAGACCCCCACCCAGAAGAAGCCACCACCCUUAGUACCAGCACCAGCACCACCGCUUUCAACCUCCACUGGUGCAGCCAAGCGGUACUCCACCUUCUCCCCCAGCCAAAUUCAAACAAUGUCCACCGGCCAGGAGACCCUGCACAGGUUUCAGCGGCAGUCCAUCCACCUGCUGACGGAACUUCUCACCUUGAAAAUGAAGGCCAUGGUGGAGUCUGCAUCCAUAGGUGCGAACCCCCUGGACAUCACAAGGCGCUUCGUGGAGGCCAGUCAGCUCCUCCAUCUCAAUGCCAAGGAGAUGGCCUUUGACUACCUGAUCGGCAGAGUUGGGAGAAGUGGCUUUGGUAGUGUACAGUUGGGGAAAGAUUCACCCAUGAGCAUCUCAGCCCUGGGAGUGAACUCACCUUAUCAGCUUAUCUACCAGUCCUCCACUGGCUGUCUGAGUUUUUCCCUCUCAACCACAAGGGAAGGCAAGAAGAAAACAGGCAAAUCAAAAAUAUCAGAAGAUGCAAGCACACGCCCGCAACGAGGUACGGGAGCCUCAGUGUCUGACACUUUGGAGCUCAGCGACCCCUGCCCUGAGGCCCGGGAGAAACUGCAGGAGAUGUGCCGCUACAUAGAAGCUGAAAGGACCUCGUGGAAAGGGAGGAAUAUCUCCUGCCCAGUGAUCUUACGAAACUACAGGACAAAGAUACCCUCCAAUCUACAGAUGGCUCCCAAAGGGGACUUGGGGGCCCACCCUUCUUACAGCCCAAAUUCCCAGCUCUCUCACACUCUGGGUGCUCAGGCUUCUGCUGCCACCCCUCACCAGCCUUCUGUUCCCCAUUCUUACUAUGGCCGGUAUUCUCAAGAGUUAAGGGCACCCAAGAAGGCCAUCAAAUUGCAUUAUACCUUCUGUGAUGGCUCCUCUUUUGUUUACUAUCCUUCCGGAAACAUCGCCAUGUGUCAGAUCCCCACGUGCUGCAGAGGGAGAGCCAUCACCUUCCUGUUUAACGACACGCCCAGCUUCUCCUUCCUGGCCCUGUUCAAUGCUGAAGGCCAGGGCUGCGUUCACUACAACCUAAAGGCACGCUGCCCAUACGUCUUGGUCUUGGAUGAAGAAGGUGGGAUCACCAAUGACCAAAAGGGCUACGUGGUCCACAAGUGGAGCUGGACUUCUAAGACAGAGACUUUGCUCUCCCUGGAGUACAAGGUGAACGAGCAAAUGAAGCUGACAGUGCUGGGACAGGACUCCAUGAUGGUCACCUUCACCUCCCUGAAUGAGACAGUGACCCUCACUAUAUCGGCCAACAACUGUCCCCAUGGGAUGGCCCACGAUAAACAGAUGAACCGCCGACUCAGCAAUAUAGAUGAAAAAAUUUCCAAGAUGAGUCGAGCCCUGGCUGAGAUCAAGAAGCGGUUUCAGAAGACAGUGACUCAGUUCAUGAAUUCUGUCUUGCUGGCAGCAGGUCUGUUCACCAUAGAAUAUCCUGUAAGGGAAGAGGCAGAAAGCGCUCGGACCAAGACGAAACUCGGGCCUCAUUCCGAGCGGGGCCCCAGACUAAGCGUAUACUCAGGAGAAAACAUUUUGCGAUCUCAGACAGCACAACGGCUAGAAUCCUUAGUGGCGGAGUCUUCGAGGGAAGAGCUUCUGUCUGUUCCCAUGAGCCCCACUCGAAAGAAGACCAGCAGGAGCCCAACCAAAGCCGCGGUCACGUCCAGAGUGAAGAGCCAUGAGGCACACAGCCCCACCAAGUGGGCAGCCUCACCCUGGGACUGCCCGGUGGUGCUGCGGAAACUCAUUCGCAAGGAAGACAUCCGUGGGGGCUGCAGGUGCAUGGUGAAGGCACCCCUGGUGUCAGACGUGGAGCUGGAGCGCUUCCUGGCCGCGCCCCGCUACCCCAGCCAGGUGCUGGUGUUCGGAAUCAUCUCUCUGCAGAACCCGCCCGGCACCGCCCAGCUCCAGUGGCUGCUGGACACACUCCAUAGUCAUCGGCAACAGGGCCGCUCCUCGCCUUGCAUCCAGUGCUGGCGUGACCCCUACCGCCUGCUGCGGUACGACCUGGACAGCCCCCUGCAGAAGGUCCCACCCCUGCUGGUGAGGAAGCAUGCUGUGGUGCAGGGCAUGGUUCUGAUGUUCGCUGGGGGCAGGCUCGUUUUUGGGGGCUGUGUUUUGAACGGAUACGGCUUCAGCAAGCAGAAUCUACUGAAACAGAUUUUCCGGGCUCGGCAUGAUUGCAAGAUGGGCUACUUCCUGCCGGACAACUACAAAUUUAGUGUUUCAAGCGCCAUCCCAAACCUGGAGGAUUUGGAAUCAGCAAAGAGAGUGAUGUCGGAAGAUAUCCAAGGAAGCUUCUCCUCGUCGGCCCUGGGGGACAGGAUGGACAAAGAGCCCUCUCCAGAAGCUGAGAGGAAGCACCGCUUUAUUUCCGACAGCACCUACCGGCCCGCCUCAGCCCACGGUGCCCGCACCAUGUUGCCGCAGAUGCUGGAAACAGUGCACCUAUUCUGCAGGGUCGGCUUUCUUGUUGUCCACUGGGGGGCGUCCUACACCGGCCAGACGUGCACCGUCCGCACACGCAGGCUGCUCCCCUUCCGCCCCCGGUCCCCGGCUUAG